Saccostrea cuccullata (small rock oyster) is the source of this 550-nucleotide messenger RNA. RefSeq names its product small ribosomal subunit protein uS17-like. NCBI's taxonomy places the organism in Eukaryota, Metazoa, Mollusca, Bivalvia, Ostreida, Ostreidae. The record is from RefSeq and is a predicted model, not a curated record. Gene Ontology annotation, biological process: translation. Gene Ontology annotation, cellular component: cytosolic small ribosomal subunit; ribosome. The coding region runs from base 51 to 524 and encodes 157 amino acids. Gene Ontology annotation, molecular function: structural constituent of ribosome. The transcript is spliced from 4 exons.
UGCAAUUCACUCGACGUCAUCAGUGUUCCGGUCUUUUCUUGCGGCCAAUCAUGGCGGAGCAGACUGAGAGAUCCUUUCAGAAACAGCCCACUGUAUUUCUAAACAACAAAAAGAAUUUGCUCUCUGCCAAAGGGAAGAAGAAUAACAGAUACUUCAGAAAUGUUGGUCUAGGCUUCAAAACUCCAAGAGAGGCCAUUCUUGGAACUUACAUUGACAAGAAGUGUCCCUUCACAGGAAAUGUGUCCAUCCGUGGUCGCAUUCUGACAGGAGUCGUACAAAAAAUGAAGAUGCAGAGGACGAUUGUCAUUCGCAGGGAUUAUCUGCACUACGUUAAAAAAUACAAAAGAUUCGAGAAACGUCACAAGAAUAUGUCUGUGCACCUUAGCCCAUGCUUCAGGGACGUUGAGAUUGGAGACAUUGUAACGGUGGGAGAAUGUCGACCACUCAGUAAGACUGUCCGCUUCAACGUACUGAAGGUCGCCAAGGGCGGGGCCAACAACAAGAAGGGAUUCAAAAAAUUCUAAUGUGUCAAUAAAAAAAAUCAGUUAAA